AUGAGCGGUGCUGACAUCGUGAGCGCAUUUUCUGUGGGUCAAUGCGUUGCUAAGCGCACUCGGCAGCUCGAUCGUUUGCUGUACAUGGUGGAAUCCACAGCAACAAAGUUUCAGCAGGUCAAGACUCCAUUUACUGGUUCCGAUUCUGCUGUUAUGUCUUCACCUCUGCGAGCUCAAGUCCAAAGGCGAUACGGUCAAUUGCUCCUCGACUUUCUCGAAAAGCAGAGGGGGCUGAAAAUUCCUGAGCUACUGGAACACGCAAUGCAUCUCGAGAGCUAUGACGAGGAACUCCAGCAGCUGCUCGUGCUAGUUGAAGACGAGGAGCUGCUGCGCCAGCGCGUCGGCGCAACGUGGGAAUUUCUAGCUGCCACCAGCAUUGACCAGGAUGUUGUGGAGCUAGUUUGUGCCUGCGAGUGCGUGUGGAACGACUUACUCCCCAGACGUCAAGUGCAUUGCCCUUGA
Messenger RNA from Phytophthora sojae, 462 nucleotides. RefSeq lists its product as hypothetical. The transcript is spliced from 2 exons. The record is from RefSeq and is a predicted model, not a curated record. NCBI's taxonomy places the organism in Eukaryota, Oomycota, Peronosporomycetes, Peronosporales, Peronosporaceae. The coding region runs from base 1 to 462 and encodes 153 amino acids.